Molecule: messenger RNA, 1413 nt
Organism: Selaginella moellendorffii
Lineage: Eukaryota; Viridiplantae; Streptophyta; Lycopodiopsida; Selaginellales; Selaginellaceae
Product: phosphorylated adapter RNA export protein-like
Exons: 7
Coding region: 571-1278 (235 amino acids)
Biological process (GO): snRNA export from nucleus
Source: RefSeq, a predicted model, not a curated record
CGAUGGACAGCGCGAUCCCCUCGACGAUCGCGGCAGCGGUGGAGGCAGCGGCAGGGAUAGCAUCAUCAGCUGCGCUUGCGGCGCGAGCCAAUCCAGCUCACUCUCAUUCGGGAUUUGCCGCUCCCCAGAAUUUUGCCUUCUAUCCUUGCUAUCUUCCACCUUACUACUAUCCAUCCAAUUCCAAUCAGCCUGCUCAAGGAAUCUCUACACACACCCAGCAUUCUCUUGCUUGUCCAGCGUUUCUUCCAAAUUUUCAAGAUCACUCCGCUGCUCAGGAGCAUCACGAAGGGGUGGAGGACUGGAAUCACGCUGAAGAACUAGAAGAAGAUGUGGAGGAGGAAGAACCUCAGUUUGUGCUCUCGGACGAGUGGGCGGAGUUUUUUGCUCGAUCUGAAGCGAGACGGAAAGAAAGGAAGGAGCUGCAGAAGAAGAAUGCCAAGGCUGCUCAACUCGCUGCCAAGCUACAAGCAAAACUAGAAAAAAUGAGCAAUCCAAAUGGAGCUCCAGCUCCACAAAUUUGAUUGAUAGAACUUUGUUUUGCAUGAACCCUAAUUUGCUAGGGGAAAAGAAAUGGAGGACAGUGCGUCUAUGGAGGUCGAUCCAAGGCCUGGAAUGGAGCUUCGAUCAACAUCAGCUGAUGGCGAAGCUGGUGCAGCUAAGCAUCGCAAGAGGAAGAGAUUGGCACAGUCACGGCGAAAGGCGCAGAGAGAUUCUUCUUCCGAUGGGAGAAAUUCUUGCGGCGACCCUGAGAGCUUCCAAGGCGAUCUCCAAACUUAUGUCGACGCAGUGUGUAAGCAUCUAAACGAGACGAAGUUCUUCGUGGUCGGAAUGGCAGUGGAAAUGCUGGGGAUGAAGAUGGUGAACGAUCUUGUGAAAGAGGUAGAUGAGAUUGAGAAAAAUGGUGGCCAAAUGACUCAGGAUGGCUCACGAAGGCGUACACCCGGUGGUGUGCUGCUAAAUCUGCUCAAGCUGCGGCUAGAGCCGGAGCUAUACAAGACGAUCGUCUCCAGCUCAAGAAAGAAAGCAGUGGAAUUUGCAAAACGCAGGAGGGAAAUGGACAAGAACGAUCCUAGCGAAGGGCGGCGGAAGCGCAGCAAAGUGUGCGAAGGGGACAUGGGAAGUGGUGAGAAAGAGGAAGGUGAACUGGACGAAAACGACGGCGGCGAAAGCGGUGAAGUAUUUGAUCUUGACGCUGUGAAAGACGACGAUGGGGAACAACUUCCCAGUUUUCCAGCUCCCGAAGGAAGGGACACUGUAAGUUACGGUGAUUUGUUCUAGUCUUUCAUCCUACUGCGCAUUAAAGAUUAAACAGGAUCAAAGAGCGAUAAACUAAGAAGAAAAAACCAAAACAAAAGCGAGAAAAAAAAAUUAAAAGAAAACAGAAUAAUUCCAUUCCCUCAAAUAGCACGCGGA